Molecule: messenger RNA, 2220 nt
Organism: Aquila chrysaetos chrysaetos
Lineage: Eukaryota; Metazoa; Chordata; Aves; Accipitriformes; Accipitridae
Exons: 11
Coding region: 1-2169 (722 amino acids)
Source: RefSeq, a predicted model, not a curated record
AUGGAGCUGCCACGGGUGCUGCUGGCGCUGGCUGGGACGGGCGCAGCCGCGGGCCUGGGUGACUCCCCUGGGGGGUCGGGGGGCUCGGUGGGGCUGCGAGCCCUGCUGCCCUACGUGCCCCGCGUGCCCCCCGCGGCGCUGCCGGGGAAGCUCACCGCGACCACCUUCGCGCUGGAGAGGCCCUGCUGCGUCUUCGACCGGCACGCCGACGCCUCCGACGCCGUCUGGCUGGUGGUGGCUUUCGCCAACGCCUCGGACGCCUUCAGAAACCCUCCAUCCCGCGCCGACGUGCCCCUGUACGAGCGGCUGCCCACCGCCCGCUCCUAUAUGACGCUGGAGGCGGCUGCGGCCGCGUACGCCUGCUCGGCACCGAGCCCGGCCGUCCUGAGGGUUGGGGGCGACACGGCAUGUGGGGACCAGGGUGGCUGGGACCCCUGCAACGGGCCCCUGCCCUCCCCGGGGCCCUACAGGGUGAAGUUCCUGGUGAUGGGCUGCCAGGGCCCCAAAGCAGAGACGAGGUGGUCCGACCCCAUCCUCCUGCGGAGAGGUACCGGUGGCACCGCCGUCCCCCCGCGAGUCCCCUGCACCUGCCCGGACGGGGUGCCGGCACGUGGGACGGUAUCGGCCCUAUGCCGUCACCCCAAAACCCAGAGGGGAGAAGCGGUCCUCGAUCUCCCCCGGCCGCCCUAUCCCUCCCCUUUCCAUCGCACCAUCCCUGAGCCCCCCGUGUCCCCCCCAUAUCCCUCAUCCCGUCUCCUUCCAGCCGGCAGCCCGAGCACCAUCGACCCCGCGCCCGCGCGCCGUGGCGGCGACGUGGUCGUCAUCACCUCCAUCCUCGCCAGCCUGGGGACCGUGCUGGCCGCCGCAGCGCUCGCCGCCGUGGGCACCGAGGUGUGGAGGUCCCUGUGCCGCCGGGAUUCGGGGACCGGCACCUUCGCCCGCAGGUCCUACAGGACCCACCACAUCCCCCCGGCCCUGCCCCAGCCGCUGCCCCCCGGCUGCAGGUGCAGCCCCCCGGGGCUGGGCUGCUUUGCCCCCCGGCCUCCCGGGCACCGGGUUCCCCCCCCCCCAAAACCACCCGGGGCCUCGGCUUGGCGGCAUUUGGUAGCAGGGGGGGCCACAUGCUGGCACCGGUGGGGUCUGCGGGGACCCCCGAGGUGGGCAUCACCCUGGGGUGGCACUCUCUGCCCCAUUGCCUGGGUGAGGAUUGUUGCCCGCCAGCGUCACGAGCGUGGCGGUUCUCAGCACGCCUCCCGGGGAAGGCAGUCAGGCAUAGGAAAUGCUCCCCCGGGGAAACAAGCCCAACCUGUUUGCCACGGGGCUGGCGCAGGAAUGUGGGCGGUUGGCGGCCACAGGUGGGUUCCCCGCAAGGACGCAGAACCCGGCCACCCGCACUCCCGCCCUUGGCAUCCAGGCGCCCGCACCAUGUUCCUGCUGCUUCUCCCGCUCCUAGCGAUGGCCCACGGCCUGGACGAGCUCCCGCACAAACCCAAACCGAGCAUGGCCAGCUCCACCCUGGGGGGCCUGACGACCAGUUCCACCUUCACGCUGGAGCAGCCCCGCUGCAUCUUCACCGACCUGCAAGACGACGUCGUCAUCUGGCUGGUGGUGGCCGUCCCCGAGGCCGUCCGCAACUUCAGCAACAGCGUGAGGCCGGGGUCCCCCGAGAGACAGUUCCAGAAGUUCCCCACCAGCGCCCUCGCCUACAUGACCCUCAACACCACCCUCCUCAACUACCCCUGCCCCAAACCCCCCGGGGAGAUCGCGGUGCUGCGCGUCGGCAGCGAGACCAGCUGCGCCGAGGAUAACACGAGACCCACCUGCAACGGCCCCCUGCCCGGUCCUGGGCCGUACCAGGUGAAGUUCCUCGCCCUGAUGGAUUCCGACCCCGUGGCCGAGACAGCCUGGUCGGACCCCAUCACCCUGAGGACAGCCCGGCAGCUCAGCAGCAUCCCCGCCACGGGCAGCGGGCGCAGCGCCGGCAUGAUCGCCCUCACCUCCAUCCUCUCCAUCCUCUUCGCCGUCCUGCUGGCCGUCCUGGUGGCCAUGCUGGUCUUCUGGGGCUCGAACGCUUGCGGCGGCAGCGGCAGCUUCAGCAAACCGGAGGCGGUGACGGUGCGGCGGUACAACACCCACCACGUCUACGACCAGCCAGCCGCCCGGCUCUGAGCCCCCGUCGCAGCCACCCGCACCCUCCCCGCCUGCUCCCGCCGGCCCACG